AUGUCACUGUUCUCUUCGGGAAAAUACUCCACAUCGAAACUGAAUAUCGCAUCGCGAAAAUUUCACGGUCUGCCUCUCUUCACCAUGGCUGACGAUGACUACCUAAAAGCAAUGGAAAUCCAGAGACGAAACUUUGAGGCACAGUUUGGCAGCCUUGAGUCAAUGGGAUUUGAAGACAAAUCUGCGCCAAAAAGCUCUGAGUCUGAAGAAAGUGAAGAUGAGACGCAAUUCCAUGGAUUCGAUGGAGAAUCAGAAAGCGAUCUCAGUGUUAGCGAAAAUGAAAGGGACAGUGACAGUGAGAGUGAAAUCAGCAGUGAAGAAAGUGAACAUGAAGUCAAGGUGGUCAAACUUACUCAAGAGAACUCAACGCCUGUGCUUUCUAAUAAAAGAGACAAGAAGGUGGCCCGUUCUGGAAGAGCACCUACGCUUUUAGAAAUGGAAGAAAAGGAAAGAAAGCUCCUGAAACUCACCAAGAAGCAACAGGCUAAAGCUGCCAAGGAAGAUGAGGAGAACUUGGAAAACGACUUGAAAUUACAAAGGCUCUUGAGCGAAUCGCACAUUUUGGCCAAUAGCUUGGAGUAUUCUGGAGCAGAUUUAACUAUGCAAACACUAGAUUAUGAUGCACCCAUUGGCAAUGCCAGACGGCGUAUCCUUGAUCAGCGGAUCCGUGAAGUAUCUUCUACUAAUGCCACGGCUCGUAAAAAGUUGGAGAAGAUGCCUAUGAACAUGAGGAAGACUUUGAUUAAGAAUAGAGAACAACAAGUGGCCAAGUACGAAAAGGAAGCUCGUGAGGCAGGAAUCAUCCUUUCAAAAGUGAAAAAGGGCGAGUUGAGAAACAUUGAUAUAGGCAAAGGUGUGACCCCAGUUACGGACCGUUUAGGUGUGGGUAAGGGACAUAAGAGCAGAAUUAGAGACCGUGGACUUAAGAUUCACUCUGUGGGAAAAUCCACCAGAAAUGGAUUGCGUAUUUCACAGCAGGAAAUCGACAAGGUCAAUAACCAAGGAAAGAAAAGACGGAGAAAAUGA
Messenger RNA from Clavispora lusitaniae ATCC 42720, 1026 nucleotides. RefSeq lists its product as uncharacterized. The record is from RefSeq and is a predicted model, not a curated record. Gene Ontology annotation, biological process: maturation of SSU-rRNA from tricistronic rRNA transcript (SSU-rRNA, 5.8S rRNA, LSU-rRNA). Gene Ontology annotation, cellular component: nucleolus. Lineage: Eukaryota; Fungi; Ascomycota; Pichiomycetes; Serinales; Metschnikowiaceae.